Messenger RNA from Fusarium odoratissimum NRRL 54006, 654 nucleotides. RefSeq lists its product as uncharacterized. The record is from RefSeq and is a predicted model, not a curated record. The transcript is spliced from 5 exons. Lineage: Eukaryota; Fungi; Ascomycota; Sordariomycetes; Hypocreales; Nectriaceae. Bases 1 to 654 code for a protein of 217 amino acids.
AUGAUCAAGUCCAGGAGAUUUGCUCAAGCCGCUUGGCUUGGCUCCCAGGUAGAGACACCCUGGGGCAUACUUGGAUGGCCUGUUAAGCUGGGCCGAGUGGACGAACAACAUGAGAAGAUUCGCACAGAGUCUGUGCGUUAUGCAAAGGUGGUGAAUCUGAAGAUCCCAUGGGAAAUUUCCCUAAGAACGCGAUCUAAGCCCCCAGUCGCGCGCACCCACCAUCAAUCCACCACGGACCACGGACCAACCCCAGGGCUUGGCGGGCACCAGGGCUCUGGAAUGAUGGACCCUCGUCACUCCUCAAUUUUGACAUACCAAUAUCGUGGUCCUGUCAUCGUUGGUGUCAGCGGCCCCCCACUACACACAGCCAUUAUUAGUUGGGCUAGCCUAGACCAUAGAGUAAGAAUUUUACCUUACAAUGCGCCAGCGGUAUGCCCAAAAUAUUUCAACGACCUCGACCAAGAUACCCAAGUCGAGCCUGAGCAAUUUUUGCUACCGCGGCAUUCUGCAAGUGUUCUAGACAUCAACUUCUACCACUACGAGCAAAGGCCAUGGCGCAUAUCCCACUCUACAGCUGAGAAGAAACCUUGUGUAUUCCGAGUCAAGCCUAGUUUGCGAUGGACAAAUCCGGCCACGGCGCAACGAGAUGCAUAG